UGUUCAGUGUCUGCUGGAGUCUACAGCUGUCCCCAGUGCACAGAGACCUUCAACCCAAAGCCUGUUUUAAGAAGAAAACACCAUGCUGGCUGGAGUGGUGGAAAAACUGAAGAAGACUGAACUCCAAGCUGCUCCUCCUGCUCACUGUUACGCUGGACCUGGAGACGUGGCGUGUGAUGUCUGCACUGGGAGAAAGCGCAAAGCUGUGAAGUCCUGUCUGGUGUGCCUGGUGUCUUACUGUGAAACUCACCUCCAGCCUCACUAUGAAUCGCCUGCCUUUGAGAAGCACAAACUGGUCAAAGCCACUGGAAACCUGCAGGAGAAGAUCUGCUCUCAUCAUGACAAACUGCUGGAGGUUUACUGUCGUACCGAUCAGCAGUGUAUCUGUUAUCUGUGUACGAUGGAUGAACACAGAGGCCAUGAUACAGUCUCAGCUGCAGCAGAAAGGACUGAGAAACAGAAGCAGCCGGGGGAGAGAGAGAGUAAAUUCCAGCAGAGAAUCCAGGAGAGAGAGAAGGAGCUGCAGGAUCUGAGACAGGCUGUGCAGUCACUCAAGCGCUCUGCACAGGCAGCAGUGGAGGACAGUGAGAGGAUCUUUACUGAGCUGAUCCGCUCCAUUGAGAGAAGGCGCUCUGAGGUGAAAGAGCUGAUCAGAGACCAGGAGAAGGCUGAAGUGAGUCGGGCUGAAGGACUCCUGGAGCGACUGGAGCAGGAGAUUGCUGAGCUGAGGAGGAGAGACGCUGAGCUGGAGCAGUUUUCACACACAGAGGAUCACACCCAUUUCCUCCAGAGCUGUCAGUCUCCCUGUGCCCCUCCUGGUCCUGGAGACUUACCCAGCAUCACUGUCAGUCCACUCGUCUCUUUUGCGGCUGUGAGGAAAUAUGUCUCUGAGCUGAAAGAGCGACUGGAGGACGUCUGCAAGGAGGAGUUAGUCAAAAUAUCUUACUCAGUCAGUGUCCAUGUUCUAGAGCCCCUGACCAGAGAAGACUUCAUUGAAUAUUCCUGUCCGCUCACACUGGAUCCCAACAGUGCUCACAGAAACCUCAGUCUGUCUGAGGGGAACAGAGAGGUGACCUGUGUGGAAAAGAUCCAGUCAUAUCCUGAUCAUACAGAGAGAUUUGACUGUUGGGAGCAAGUGCUGUGCAGAGAGGGUCUGUCUGGACGCUGUUACUGGGAGGUUGAGUGGAAAGGGAAGGGGGUUUCUAUAGCAGUCUCAUAUAAAGAGAUCAGCAGGAAAGGAGAGGGUGGUGACUGUGGGAUGGGGGCCAACGCAAAGUCUUGGUCUUUGUGCUGCUCUCCCUCCAGUUACACUUUCUGGCACAAUAACGGGCGCAUUAAAGUUCCUCUCCCCCCCUCCUCCAGAAUAGGAGUGUACCUGGAUCACAGGGCAGGAACUCUGUCCUUCUACAGCGUCUCUGACACAAUGACCCUCCUGCACAGAGUCCAGACCACAUUCACUCAGCCCCUCUAUCCUGCGUUCCGGGUGUGGUCUUGCAGCUCUUCUGUGAAACUGUGUGGUCUGGGAUAAAGAGAGUGUUUAACCCAGGGGAUACAGGUUUGAAUCUCAGGUGAGGCAUUGCCAUUGCAGCCUUAAGCUGCUCAACCUGAAUCGUGUCCCAUGGCAGCUGUUGUUUUUCUAGAACAGUGGGAAUUGUUUUGUAAUUGUGGAAUAUCUACACCUUUAUUUGUUACAUGUUUUUCUGUGUAGAUGUAAAUAGGGACAGAUUUGUAAUUAUUCCACUUCCUCUUCCUUUUUUUUUUUUUUACCUUUUCCACGUUUUUUCUUUUUAUUUUAAAAUCCAAUCAACUGACUUGUACAGUGCAGAUAAUCAAAAUAUUUCCUGUAUCAUUUUAAGUUGGGUUCAUGAUUAUUAUCCUAAGAAAAUACAUUUUGCAUACAUAACUAAAGAUUUCAUGAACACAGAGACAAAUAUCACAGAAAUACCACUCCAUUACACAUGGGCAAAAACAUAAGGUGUUUUUAUUGAUUCUUUUAAUUUGAUGAGGAUAUACUUCGUUUUCGCAUUAUCAUAGACACUCUGUACUUUGAGUUUUCUUUAUUAAUUUAACCUGUGCUGAGGCCAGGGUAGCCCAUGCAUGUUGUCCAUUGCAAUGCUUUUAGGCCCUUGUUAUGCCUCUGGCAUGACGAGCACUGCAGAUUAAUGUUCAGAAUGUAGCACUGAGAAAUAACAGAAUAAAAUAAAAUCAUGCAUUUUGAAAUCCA
Anguilla anguilla (European eel) is the source of this 2224-nucleotide messenger RNA. RefSeq names its product tripartite motif-containing protein 16-like. Gene Ontology annotation, molecular function: zinc ion binding; protein binding. Lineage: Eukaryota; Metazoa; Chordata; Actinopteri; Anguilliformes; Anguillidae. The record is from RefSeq and is a predicted model, not a curated record. The transcript has 6 exons. Bases 83 to 1528 code for a protein of 481 amino acids.